This is a messenger RNA of Saprolegnia parasitica CBS 223.65, 1035 nucleotides long. RefSeq lists its product as hypothetical. The transcript has 2 exons. Gene Ontology annotation, molecular function: protein binding. NCBI's taxonomy places the organism in Eukaryota, Oomycota, Saprolegniomycetes, Saprolegniales, Saprolegniaceae. The coding region runs from base 1 to 1035 and encodes 344 amino acids. The record is from RefSeq and is a predicted model, not a curated record. Gene Ontology annotation, biological process: protein homooligomerization.
AUGGUCGAUGGCCUGACCUUGCGUGACCGCUGCGCCGCGCUGCAAGCCGCAGUGGCGACGCUGCUGUUCGAUACACCACCGGAUACGUUUCGGCAGUUGGUCGACGAGAUGGCUGCGAUUGCGUCGGACAUGACAACCAAAAAAGCGGCGCUUCAACUUCAGGAAGCCCGCAUCGACGCCAAGCUCGAGAUGCUGGCAGAGCUCACAGCCAACAAGACGAUCUCGCAAGAGCCAAUCAAGACCGCGGUGCGUGAAGAAGAUGGUGCGCUACGCAAGAUCGUCACGCUCAACGUCGGCGGCACGCUCUUCACAACGGCGCGAGAGACGUUGCUCCGUGUGCCUGGCAGCUACUUUGAUACGAUGCUCUCGUCCGACCACUGGCGUCCCAACGAAAAAGGCGAGUACUUUCUCGAUGUGGAUCCGAGCACGUUUGCACGGGUCAUCAAGUACUUCCGCUCGGGUGUGCUCGACAUGAGCAAGCUCUCGGCAACGGACAAGACCGAACUCUGGGAGAUGUUUGACUACCUUCAGAUCAAGUGGCCAGUGCUGGUGCCAACGUCGAUUGAGGCGCCGCGGCUGCAUUGGGACUCGUCGCACUGUUCCGCAGACAUUUCGCUCGACGAAAACAACAUGCGAGCUACCAGCUCCAAGAUAUCCUGGGCCAAUGUCCUUGCGUCGAUGCCAGUGACAUCGUUUGCCGUGCGCGUCCAACUUGGUGCCUAUGUUGAAGUUGGGUUCAUGCCCCGGCACCAUUUCGCACCCAAGGCAUCAGAGUGCGGGUGGUACUUUCACUGCGAGACGGGCACGGUUCGCUCGCGUAACGUGCGCUUGAAGGAGCCGAGUAUUAGUCUUGAGACCAAGUCUCGAUCCGUGUUCCUUCAGGUAACGUGGCAUCGGGACCAGGAGCGCAUCUCGUUUGCGGUCGACGGCGUGCCGCUGUCCAUCGGACUGCAAGACGUUCCCACAGUCCUCCCGCUGUAUCCAUUCGCGCGAUUUGCAUCGCGCGACACCAGCGUCAAGAUCCUUCCCGUAUAG